Molecule: messenger RNA, 504 nt
Organism: Helobdella robusta
Lineage: Eukaryota; Metazoa; Annelida; Clitellata; Rhynchobdellida; Glossiphoniidae
Exons: 2
Biological process (GO): folic acid-containing compound biosynthetic process; tetrahydrofolate interconversion
Cellular component (GO): mitochondrion
Molecular function (GO): 5-formyltetrahydrofolate cyclo-ligase activity
Source: RefSeq, a predicted model, not a curated record
CUUGUGUCAACUGAAAAAUGGCGCUCCAGUCGGAAUAUAUCUCUUUAUCUGAAUAUGCCGAGUGAAGUUUCGACAUCUGAAUUGUUGCAGCUGAGUUUCCAGGAGAAAAAGUCUGUUUUCAUACCCCGGUACAGUGAGACCGACAUGGAGAUGGUUGAGAUUCAUUCAAUGGAGGAUUACAACUGCCUACCUGUUACAUCAUGGAAGAUCAAGCAGCCUCUCCUCACUGAUGGUGCCAGAAAAACUCCGUCAUUUGAUAACGGAGGACUUGACCUAAUCAUUGUUCCUGGUUUGGCCUUCACGAAAUCCGGAAUUCGGCUAGGAAGGGGAAAGGGGUAUUACGAUAAAUACUUGCACGAAUAUCGAACAAAGUUUAAUAAACUACCGUAUCUCGUAGCUCUGGCUUUUAAUGAACAAAUCGUUGAUGAAAUUCCGACAACUGAUCGAGAUGUGAAAGUUGAUAUGAUUUUGUCGGCAGAUUGUUGCGUAGAAAUUUCAGCAUAA